CUACAAGAAAAAUCAAUUUCACAACACAAAGGGAUUAAAAAAACACAAAGUCGGACAGAGUGAGUGAGGAUGUGUGUCAAAUUUCGACUUUGGUAUAACAGUGCAACUUAAAAAAAGACAGAAAAUGUUUCACUUAAACUUUCCCAGAACAUGAGUGAAGGAAUAAAACCGGAGCACACGGGCCUGGAGAAAGCAACACCUGGAUCAAGUUAUUGUGAUUGCUGCUUGAUAGAUCUCUGACUGCAUCAGUCUGAGAUCACUUCAUCUGAGGAGUUCACCCUGGGCAGAGUGUAAAAUCAGAGUCUAGAGGACAUGGCUCAGUUUCAAAGCAGUGAUGAAAACAGCCACGGUUUGAGCCCCCACAUUAGCACUGCCAUGAACUCAUUUGCUGGAAAUUCUCAUCUUGUGAGUAGUUUUUUCUCACAAACACAAACCAUGAGGACAAAAGAUGAACUUCCUUCUCUGGAAAACAACAGUGCAGAGGACUCAGGAGGUCUUGAUGAGCGCAGUGACUCACCAGACCAGACUAAGGAUUGCAGGUAAGGACUAGAUUGUGAAUUUGGUACAGAUAAACAAACUUAAUACACCUGACGAUAAUGAUGGAAAUCCCUUUUUUUUUUUUUUAGUCUUGCCAUAGACAUAUCAUCAGCUCUCAGGUGUCUGCCUUUAAUUCACACUCUGGAUCUGAAAGAAAUGUUCACAGUAUCUCCAUCUGAGGAGGACAAGCCAGCUUCAUCUCUGCUGGAUGAUCAGGAUGAUAACACAGAAGGGUAAGAGGUUCUUUAAAUCCUUCGUCUUUGUACCCUCGAUACUCUGAGUAAUCAUGACCUACUUGAUAACCCAGACCAGCAGAUCCAGCUGAUGAAGAGGAAACAAGUGUGACGUUCCAGUCCAAGUUCAUCGACUUCUGUGAGUUCUCCUUUUAAUGACAAAUAGAAAAAUUUGAUGUUAGAAAGCGAUGAUAAGUACCUUUCUUCUCUAAUUUUGCUCUGCAGUCCCGCUCUAUCAGGACUACUGUCUACAGGGGGUAAAGGAAGAUAUCUUCAGACUCACCAAGAGUUUUGUAUCUGAACUCAUAACCCCUCAGUACCUGCAGGGUCUACAGUCCCGUUUUAGUCCGUCCUGCGAAUCUGAGGCAACACCCCCUCAAUCAAACCCUAAUGAAGCUCUGUCCUCACCUCUGCCUCAGCCAAUCAGGGUGACUCCAUGCACCCUAUGGCAGGAUUUAGAGGAGGUGAAGGCAUCCGGCCUUCUUGGCAGCUUGACGAACAGAGAGAUCCGCCUCCAGGAGGUCUGAAAAGUUCUGUAUCCUUCACUCGACAUGCUGCAUUUGUAAUCAGUCACAUAAUUUUGAAACAUGGGGAGGUCUCACAUCUAAGAAUCCCUGUAAAUGCUCGCAAACAUAUAGAGGUUUAAAAACAACAGAUGUUUUGCUGGCAUCAAAUUGAAAAAGAAACACAUUUUCAUAUUAUUCAAUUUUUGUUAGUAAAUACUUGAUUUGUCGUCUUUGCACAAUUUGUACUUCAAGUUUAAACCGUGCUCAUUUUUUUCUGGAAUCGAGUUUUAUGAUGAAUUUCCAAGUUUAAUGAAAAUAUAGUCAUCAGUCUAAAUCUCUCAUUUCAAUCUUUACUCCCACUCUCCUUCCUCUGUAGUCCAUGUUUGAGUUGAUCGGCUCUGAGGCGUCUUACCUGAGGAGCCUCAGAGUUGCUGUCAACCACUUCUACACCUCCAAAGAGCUGAGGAAGAGUCUCUCUAAAAGGGAGCAUCAUGUGUUGUUCUCCAAUAUUUGUGGCGUGAUGGCGACCAGUGAAAAGUGAGAGCCUUAUGUACAGUUCCUCCCGUCUGAUCUGCUUUUGAUGACAUUUUACUGAGCUGGGUUUUGGUCUCCUCCAGGUUUCUUAUGGAUCUGGAGAUUCGACUGGGAGAAAGUGUGUUAAUGUCUCAGGUUGGAGACAUCGUGCUGCAGCACUGCCCGGAGUUUCACAGCCUCUAUGUGCCGUAUGUGAUCAACAUGAUGUACCAAGAGGCCCUCAUCAACCAGCUUCUGUAAGUCUCAGUCCUUUUGGACCUACUCUGAGUCUGUGUCAUCCAACUUAUUCAAUCCCAUCUUGUCCAAAAUGCUGCUGCCCAUCUUUGAGCACAUCACUCCUGUCUUUAGCUCCCUUCACUGGCUUCUCGUCUCUUUUAGGAUUGAUUUUAAACUUUUUAAUGUUUGUUUUUAAAGCUCUUAACGGCCUUGCCCCCAUCUAAUUAAUUGAGCUUUCAACCGUUAGGGAGCCAGGAAGAGCUCUGAGGUCGUCAAAUUAACUUCUGCUGGAGGUGCCCAGGUUAAAACACAAGCACUGAGGUGACCAAGCCUUUUCAGUUGCUGGUCUCAGGCUCUGGAAAAAGCUCCCCACGGGAAUGAGACUUCUUUCCGACCCGGGCCUUUUUAAAUCCCGAUUGAAAACAUACUUAUUUAUGCUGACUUUUAAUACCCAGUAAUGUGUUGACACUUUAUUUUAUUGCAUUGUGUUUUAUUCUUUUUUUAAAUUUGUUUUUAUUUAUUCUUUUUUAUUUUCUAUUUUUAUUUUUGUAAUGCAGGAUUGUUAUGAAGGGCUGUAUAAAUAAAGAUCAUUCACAUUUACAUCUUGUCUUUUCCUAAGUCAGCAGAACAGAGACUUCCUGAACUCUAUCAAAAAGCUUGAGGGUGACAAAGUGUGUCAGAGACAGAGCCUCAAGUCCUUCCUGGUCCUUCCCUUCCAGAGAAUUACUCGUGUAAAACUCAUCCUAGAGGUCAGUACCUAAUCUGGUUUCAAUUCUGUGUAUAUUUUGAACUUUGCAUGAGCAAGUUUCAAAUAAUAACCUGGUUUCUGUUGGGUUUCUUUUUCAGAGCAUCCUUAAACUGACUGAACCAGGUUCUGACUCAGUUUUGAAUCUUGAGAGAGCAAUAGAAGCCAUUCAUGAGGUAAGGCUGUUUGGGUUGGUAAAUAUACGAUGAGAAAGGAUGCCAGUGUGAUAGUUUCGACACUCUUUAUCCUCUGAACAGAUAGUGUCUGAGUGUAAUAAGGGCGUCGAAAAAAUGAAACAAAUCGAGCAGCUGGUGUCCCUGGAAAUGCAGAUGGAUUUUGGCAAAGUUAAGGUGAGAAUUUUUCUUUUUGAUUCUGUUAUGCAACCUGCAGAUGGUGACAAACCCUCACUGCUCCUCUCUCCUUUAGUCAGUGCCGCUGGUGGCAAACGGCCGCUUCCUGGUGCACCAGGGUCCAGUGAGACAGCUGACAUUAGAGGCUUCUUACAGCUCUAAAAUAUCUUUCCUGUGUGUCCACCUCCACCUUUUCAACGACCUGCUGAUCAUCUCCUCAAAAAAGUGUGUCACCCUACAAUCAAUACUAAAGCAAAUACACAGUUUGACUGUCAAUCAGACCGGAUUGCCUCUUCCCUGUCUUAUCUUGUUAGGGAUCAGGGGUACACGGUUCUGGAUCAUGCCGAGUUCCCCACACAUGUUCGCAUUGAGCCAAUGAAGGCUGAGGUCUUGGGUCUACCUCGAGAUUCCUUCCUGCUGCAUCUCACCCGAAGUCAAACUGGGCAACGGACCGCCAUGAUACUUUUGACAAACUCAAGGUAGGUCUGGAUUUUCAAUGUAAUCAAUAAAAAUCCUGCAGAAGUGUGUCAAUCUGUGUUUUUUUGCAUUGCAGGUCAGAUAAAGAGGAGUGGAUUAGACUCUUGUCUAGACAACAAUAGAAAUUUAUUUUAUUUGUAUGGCUUUAACUUGGUUUGUUUUAACUUACACAGCACUCACAUUUUUUAUCAACUAAAAAGAUGAAUUACUUUUCCACACUUACAGAUUUUUCUCAGCUGCACUUUAUGUUUUUGGAUAAGGAAACUUUGGGGUGUCAACACACAACAUGUUCAAAAACACUUUUUUUUCAAUUAAGACACUUCAAGUGAGGGGACACACAACUUUGACGUGAACAAUUUUUGUUAGGGCUAUAAUGACUUUUAAGAGAUGUGUUUUACUUUUUCUGGUGUUUUUUUACUUAUUCUUGAGAAUUUAAAGGUGUGGCCUUGUGUGACAAAAUGCUGAACUGAAUAAAAAUAGUAACAGACAUGACACACCUGCUCCUGA
Messenger RNA from Xyrichtys novacula (pearly razorfish), 4105 nucleotides. The record is from the annotation of a GenBank genome assembly. NCBI's taxonomy places the organism in Eukaryota, Metazoa, Chordata, Actinopteri, Labriformes, Labridae.